AUGCUUUGCGACAAUAAUAUUUCUCAGACUGCAGCUGAGAAUAAAAAUAAACACGAUAACACUUCAGCUGAUGAGGAUGACGAAUUACCCGAUAAUAUUGAUUUAUCUUCAAAGUCUGUACUCUGGAACAGUAAAGCGGUUAAAUGCCUACUAAGUUUGUAUCCAAACAAACUGCAAGAUAUUUUUGGAAAAGUCCAUUCCAUAAUUCCUCCGGUAUUAAUGGGAAUGAAUUGUCUCGUUAUAAACAAUAAUGCAACUUCAACAAAAGUGAUAGAUCAGUCGUCUGUAAAUCUUUGUCAAGAAAUACCAAUGAAGAACGUCAAUGAAACUGUAUUACCUAAAGAUAUCCCACCACUUCAGCUACAAGGUACCUGUGCAAUAGAUGAUAUAGGCGGAGGAGAAAUACAAGAAAUAAACGAUAAAGAAAAUACUACGUCUACGUCGAUACCAAUACCUACGUCUCCGGAUCCCGGUACCAAUGAAGACAUGAUUGAAUUGCUGGCAGCCUUGCGUAAGAUAGAAGCGAAGCACGGACAGGACUUCGAAAGGGACAUACGAGAGAAUCAUAAAAAUAUCGAACGAGAACGCUUUAAAGGGACACACAAAGAGCAAUUAAAUUAUGAAAAAAAGACGAACGACACAAACAGCACUAGACACAAACCUGAUGUUACCAGAGGAGCUACAAAUUCAGAAUACAUCAAAGAGAGUAUUAAAUCGAAGCGAUCGGUGAACGAUAGCUUGAUUGACGAUUUCAAGAGAGAGGAAGCAAAUGGCAAACGACAUAAUACUAGAAGAAUUGUUGUACCCAAAGCACGUUCUUAUGCAAACAACGAGAACAACACAAAUGACAAUUUUGGGACAGAUCCAACAUCACAUCCCCCAAAGAAGUAUCACUCCAAUGCGCUAGAGACGAUUCCCCCGGCGCGCCAUGAUCGAUUAAGCGAAGGAACUACUCAACCUGACAGAUAUGAAAGUGAAAACAUGGAAACUGUAAACGACAGAAGAAUUAGCUGGCGAAAUCGCGAUAUCUCAAGAAAUCAAACUGAGAUCCGACAAAUCUUUCAGAAUCACGAAGCGGCUGCAAGGGAAAAUCACCGGAGAUUGACUCGAAGACAUUUGCGUGCACCACGGCAGGUUUACGCCAUCCAUUACGGGGCGGACAGCAGUCUCUUUUCAACGCAGGACGAGCACACUGGUAACGGCAGGGCACGACAUUACAAUGGCGUUUUUAGGGCAUGGCAGCCGAGUGAGUGGGUUGCCGAUCUUGGUAUGAGCAGACACUUCACACUUGCUGGCGAUGGCAAACUUACUGUUCAUGAACCAGGAUUGUAUCUCGUAUACGCGCAGAUCCACUAUCUGGACGAACACGACGAGAAUGGCUUUCAUGUACUGGUGAAUGGCAGGCCUAUAUUGCAGUGCAUGCAUAUUGGUGACAAAAACCGAGCAGAGUGUGCUGACAUGAUCUGA
Messenger RNA from Cyphomyrmex costatus, 1467 nucleotides. RefSeq lists its product as uncharacterized. Gene Ontology annotation, biological process: immune response. The transcript is spliced from 7 exons. Gene Ontology annotation, molecular function: tumor necrosis factor receptor binding; receptor ligand activity. The record is from RefSeq and is a predicted model, not a curated record. The coding region runs from base 1 to 1467 and encodes 488 amino acids. Gene Ontology annotation, cellular component: membrane. Lineage: Eukaryota; Metazoa; Arthropoda; Insecta; Hymenoptera; Formicidae.